AUGGUGAAGGAUAUCACCUGGGACCGCGUGCCCAAAAGCCCUCAUCGGACUCCACUGGGCAAGGCGCUCAAGCUCCAACCCAGGAUGUCGAGCUCGGCCGAGACGGCCGAGGACCUCUCGCUCGUGAACGCCGAGCUCAGGGAGCAGAUCGCCAAGAUGGACAGGGAGGUGCAGCAGUUGCGAGAUCUAGUGGCGGCGGCCGCGUCGCAGAACACCCGCGUUGAUACCGCGGAGUCGCCCAGCAGCGGUUCAGCCACAGUCCCUGCCGCGGAGCACGAGGCGCAGGCGGCGGCGGUGGCGGCGGUCUCGGGGGAGGCAGCGGGCACGGCGUCAGUGCCAAUCUUGGCGGCUGCACCAGCGGAGGAGGCUGCGCAGGCGGAGUCCUCGGAUGAGGCGCCGCUGUCGAACACGGCGAUGGACUUGCAGGCAGUCCGCCAGGCGGCUGGCGAGGCAUGGGCGGCGCAGGCGGCGGCGCAGGCGGCCUUCCAGGGGGUGGUCGACGUGGAGGCCGAGGACAUGCUCGCUGCGCCCGUCGAGGCGCCCCUCUCGCAGAAGAAGUUGGACGCUAUGAUGCCAGAGGGUGGCUAUAGCCAGGCAAGGGUGGGAGAUGACUCUCUCGAUGCGGACUAUGACGAGGCCUUGCAGGCGAGCCUGACCGAGGAGGAUGUCCAGCGGGCGCUCAAGGCGAGGGAGGUCCAUGAGAUGGCCAUCGCCAUCAGCGCGAGCAAGGAGACCGCGGCGGCCCAGGGCAUCGAGGUCGUUGAGCCCAACCCAGAGUCCCGCUGCAGCGACGGGAGCGAUGGGCGUGGCUGGCAAUCCAAG
Molecule: messenger RNA, 822 nt
Organism: Prorocentrum cordatum
Lineage: Eukaryota; Dinophyceae; Prorocentrales; Prorocentraceae
Source: the annotation of a GenBank genome assembly